AUGUCUGAUGAUGCUGUGGACACGAGUCAGCAGUCAGGCACGCUGAGCGAUCCCGACGCCCUGGCCGAGUACUACCGCAGCCAACCCGGAUACGCCCGGAUCAAGAAAGAGUACCUCCUCCCUCGCGAAUCCCCAGCUGCUGCUGCUGCCGCCGUGACCGCACCCGAAGACGCCUCCGAACGCGAUCCAGCGACAAACUACGUCACCGCCCCCGACCCCGCCCCCGCCGGCUCCAGCAGGGAGAAAAAGCGAAAACGCGGACAAAACAAGAACCGAAAAUUCAACAACCCCGGCGAGUCGGGUAUCAAGCUCUGCGGCAAUACCGCGCUGAACAAACCCUGCCCGUUCGGCGCCUCCUGCAAAUUCACCCACUCAAUCCCCACCUACCUCGCCUCCAAACCCCCCGACAUCUCCCCCACCUGUCCCGUCUUCGCCUCAACCGGUCGCUGUGACGCCGGCUGGAAGUGCCGUUUCCUCAGUGGUCAUGUAGAAAAAGUCGUGGAGGAUGAUAUGAGCACGUGGAAGCUCGUGGUGGAUGAGGAGAGGGCGAGAACGCAUGAGGGUGAUUAUUUGAAUGUUGUGGGGAGGGAUGCGCAGAAGGCGUUGAGGACGCAUGAGAUGAAACUACCCAAGAGUGAGGUGUAUAUGGCUGAGCUUGAGAAAGAGAUCGAGGAAGCGAAGAGGGCGGAUGCAGCUCGUGCCAAAAUCAACCAAACCCCCGAAAAUGCGAAGACCACCGACGCCCAACCCUCCUCCGCCGAGUCAGGCCCCGGCCCAACCCCGGACGACCUAGCAGACCAACGCGCAACCUACCUCGAAUCCCGCUACCGCCCCCAAGAAAAACACCGCCUCCACCUCUCCGGCGCAAAAAUCCUCGCUCCACUAACGACAGUAGGAAACAUCCCCUUCCGCCGGAUCUGUAAAUCGUUUGGUGCGGACGUGACCGUCUCCGAGAUGGGGUUGAGUGCGCCGUUAUUGCAGGGGCAUCAACCGGAGUGGGCAUUGCCUCGGGCUCAUAUUUCUGAGAGAAGUGCGGGCGGGAGGUACGGUGUACAGAUCGCGGGUGGGAAGAUUCGGAAUAACGUACAGGCUGCAGAGGCGUUGAGCACGUUAUGUGAUGAUAUCGACUUCAUCGACCUCAACUCCGGCUGUCCAAUCGAUCUCGUAUACCACCAAGGUGCCGGCUCAGCCCUCCUCGACUCCCCCCUAAAACUCCUCCGCAUGGCGCGCGGAAUGUCACAAGUCUCCGCCCAAAUCCCGAUAACCGUCAAAAUCCGCACAGGAACGCGGGACGGCCACCCGACUGCGCUGAAUUUGAUAAAGAGGUUGAGGGAGGAGACGUUGGGUGGUGUGCAGGCCGUGACGCUACAUGGGCGGAGUCGGCAGCAGAGGUAUACGCGGAGUGCGGAUUGGGGGUAUAUUCAGAGUUGUGCGGAGAUGGUCGCAUCUGCACGGGCGGGCGAGGCGGCGAGUGAUAUCCGGGGUGUACAGGCGGAGGAGGGGGAGUUUCCCCCGAUGGCGUUCGUGGGCAAUGGGGAUAUCUAUACGUUUGAGGAUUGGCAUAAUGCGCUUGGGACGGGUGUCGAUGCAGCCAUGAUUGCGCGUGGUGCGUUAAUCAAACCCUGGAUUUUCGAGGAGAUCGAAAGGGGGCAGCAUAUCGACAAAACACCAACCCAACGCCUCGAUAUCCUCCGCGACUUCGCUAACCACGGGCUCGAAUACUGGGGUGCAGACGCGCACGGUAUCGCGACAACUCGCCGAUUCCUCUGUGAAUCGAUGUCGUUUAUGCAUCGCUAUAUCCCUGUCUCCGUGCUUGAGGAGGGAUGGAAGCCGAGUAUGAGGGAGCGGGCACCGAGGUGGAGGGCGAGGGAUGGGGUUGAGGAGAUGUUGGGGAGUGGGAGGUGUGGGGAUUGGGUUAAGCUUAGUGAGAUGUUUUUGGGGCCGGUUGGGGAGGGGUGGGAGUUUGUGCCGAAGCAUAAGAGUAAUUCGGUGGAGGGGGAGGAGGCGCAGGGAUAG
Messenger RNA from Saitoella complicata NRRL Y-17804, 2016 nucleotides. RefSeq names its product FMN-linked oxidoreductase. Lineage: Eukaryota; Fungi; Ascomycota; Saitoellomycetes; Saitoellales; Saitoellaceae. Gene Ontology annotation, molecular function: RNA binding; metal ion binding; tRNA dihydrouridine synthase activity. The transcript has a single exon. Gene Ontology annotation, biological process: tRNA processing. Bases 1 to 2016 code for a protein of 671 amino acids. The record is from RefSeq and is a predicted model, not a curated record.